AUGAAGAAUUUAAUUCUCAUUUGCUUAAUUGCUAUGGUGCUAUCAUAGUAAGUGCAACAGAAAAACUAAUGUAAUGACUGUGGUUAAUUGAAAUCGCAAAGUGAUUGUGAAUAAGAAUAAACAGUCUCAGGAGCAUGUGAAUGGGUGGCUGCAUCUGGAACUACAGCAGCAAAAUGUCAGAAAAAGACAACAGUAGACCCUACCACCUCAUUCAAACCUUAUUGUGAACUUGUUGAUAAGCCAGAAACAAAUUGUGCUAAAACCUUGGGCUGUGCUUAUCUUGACUCAAAAUGUACACAUUUUGCAGGAUGUCAAGCAUAUGUUAAAUCAACAACAACAGAUUGCUAAGCAAUAUCCUAUUUAUGUGUGUCUGAUGGAAAUGCAUGUAUUGAAGCUAAGAUCUGUAAAGAAUACUCACAAACAUAAUGUGAAACAACCCCAAGUAUUUCAGGAAUUCUGAAAUGCAAAUGGGACACAACUGCUGGAACAUGUAGAGAUUACUCCUGUUCUGAAGCUGAUGUCAGCUUGAAUACUGAUAUUAAAUGUUCAGAUUGGUUAGCUGGUUGUGUGACAAAAGGUUAAGGUUGUGUUAACUCUCCAAGACCAUCAUGUACUACAUACACUGGAGAUGAUGCUGCUUGUUAAUCCUAUAUUGGAUCAGAUGGAAAUUGUGAAUUAGCAACUGGAACAACAAACUGUAAAGCAAAGGAAUGCGCAAAUGCACCAACAUCUUUAUCUACUGAUGAUGACUGUAAGGCCUAUCAAAAAGGAUGUAUCACAACUGCCUUUGUGUUCUAGCUACUCUGGUGA
Messenger RNA from Paramecium tetraurelia, 810 nucleotides. RefSeq lists its product as uncharacterized. NCBI's taxonomy places the organism in Eukaryota, Ciliophora, Oligohymenophorea, Peniculida, Parameciidae. The transcript is spliced from 2 exons. The record is from RefSeq and is a predicted model, not a curated record.